Messenger RNA from Chelonus insularis, 9608 nucleotides. It is a transcript of the gene dati, whose product is annotated as datilografo. The coding region runs from base 1406 to 4507 and encodes 1033 amino acids. The record is from RefSeq and is a predicted model, not a curated record. Gene Ontology annotation, molecular function: RNA polymerase II transcription regulatory region sequence-specific DNA binding; DNA-binding transcription factor activity, RNA polymerase II-specific. Lineage: Eukaryota; Metazoa; Arthropoda; Insecta; Hymenoptera; Braconidae. Gene Ontology annotation, cellular component: nucleus. Gene Ontology annotation, biological process: regulation of transcription by RNA polymerase II. The transcript has 11 exons.
CUUUAAACGCUAGUAAAGAAAAGCAUCAAGAUCAUUAAAAACAAUCGGCUAAAGAAUAUGCGGUUUAGAAUUUCAAGCUAAAGAUUUGAUAGUGAAGGUGAAGAAGAUUAUAAAAGGAAAUAUAUCCUCUUAAAAACGCAUAGAGUCGCAUUUCUCAUUCGAGAAGAAGUCGUCGACGGACCUUAGUUUAUGACUGUAUGAAUAUAAAACAACUUAAUAAUCUUUGCAAAAGAUUUUACAACAAGAGUGUCGUAAAAAAACAUAAAGCUCUCGUCCUGAUUACUCGAUAAGUUUACACAGGGUAAACGUAUGUAAAAAUCAUAACGUUUAUUCUUUAUCACACACAACAGACACAACACAAAAAACGGGGCAAAACUCAGGGCAAAACUGGACGUGGGCAAAGUGUGACAUCAACAGUGCACUCUUGGAGGUGACUUUUGCCAUAAAAAGUCGUGUCCGUAGACUUCUUACUCUCGUUCACACCGUCCGGGCUGGGCAAUCCUGAAUUUAACUUGAACUUAAGUGUACAAUAGACUUUAAGUAGAUAGAAAGAAAUAGGCUGUCCUUACGCCAAGGACACGCGCGUUGCACAUUUACACAAAAAAUAAUACACGUCGAUACAUAAAAUAGGACAAUCUGUGAAGAAAAAUAGAAAAGACAUAGUACCGAAAAUAGUGAAAAAAGUGUGAGGUUGUGCUUAAAAACGCUUGCUUUGAUGAGCCAGGAAGACCCGGGAGAGUUAAGAAAGAAGUUAAAACGGGUGGCGAACAAGUGACGUCGCACCCGUGACUUCGUCUGAAGACGAGAAUCUGAAGGAGCAAAGGUGGAGCAGUAUUCAAGUGGUGAAUAGUGAUCCGAGGGUGGCUGGUAAGCUGCCCAGGAUUAAGUAACACAGAGACGAGCAAGCCGUCGAGCUGGUGCUGCUUACCAGGUGUGCCAAAAAGCGGGCAAGCUGCGCCGGAAGGGGGUAGCUCGGGCUUCGCGAGAAGGCCUCAAGAUUUCGGACGCGACGGCGGCCCUGGACCUGCGCGCUCAGACGCAAGCCCAGCCGGAGUUUGUUGGCCUGGAGCAGCAGCACCACCAUCAGCAGCAGCACCAGGUCCAAACAAGUCCGGAACAACAGCCACGUCAUCCGCUUCAUCAGCAUCAUCAUCACCAUCUGUCGAAUCACCAUCACUCUGGCGAUUCGGGGGGUGGGCUAGGCGGCGGUGAACCAGGAGGUGUUGUUGGUGCUGUUGGAAGUGGAGAAAAUAACGGAGUACAAACUGCUGUUGCAGUUGCAGCAGCCGAAGAGGCUAGAAGAUUGCAACAAGAAGAAGACGAAGAUAUUACAGAAAGAGAGGACGACGAAGACGACGAAGAUCCAAGCUCGCCCGAACCGGACCUUGAGCCGGAUCCCGGGCCAAUGGAAGUCCAAACUUCAGCUGUGUGCGCUGCAGCAGCCAAUCUUCAUGCUCUCAGACAGCAUGUAUUUAAAAUGUCUGAUUAUUGGCAACAGCCGCAAAGAGGACCACCACAGCCAUCACCAGGACUCCAACCAAGUCCUCUGCAAAAUUCUCAGCACCAACAACAGCAGCAGCAACAACAAGCCCAACAGCAUAAUCAGUCUACCAUGCAUAGUCCACUUGGACAGCAGCAACAAUCGCAGCCUAAUAACGGUACUAUUCCAAACGCCAAUUUAGGACCGAAUACCAAUCAGAUCCAACAACAACAUGCCAUGGCCAUGAGUCAACAAAAUUCUCAAGGUGCUCAACAUCAAGCAUCGUCAGCACCUACGACACCAUCUCCCCACGGAGAUCAUCAAGGUGCUAUCACCUCUUCUAUGGCUCAAAGCUUACAUAAUCUUGCUCAAGCCCAACAAACUAUGUCUCAGGCCUCAAGUCCAUCAUUAACUGUUCAAGCAGUCCAAGCAGCUCAAGCUCUUAACCAAAAUCUUGGACAGGCAUUAAGUCAAGCCUUAACACAAAAUAUGCAACAAAAUCUUGGACAAACUCUUCAGCAUAAUCUUGCUCAAAGUCUUACACCAAACUUGUCACCACAACAACAACAACAAUUACUUAAUCAACCACAAAACUUGAGUCAAGCCAGUCAAAGUCUUCAACAAAACAUUCAAAAUCAAGCUCAGAAUCUGAGUCAAACACUUCAACAACAAGCGCAAAAUUUAUCGCAAAAUUUAGGCCAGUCAUUAAAUCAACAAACGCUUCAACAACAAGCUCAAAAUUUGAGUCAAAAUCUCCAACAACAAGCGCAAAAUCUUCAACAACAAGCAUUAAAUAUGGCAGGAAGUAUGACUCAAAAUGGAUUAGCUGGUAUGAAUGUUCCUAAUCAGCAACAAAACUCACAAAAUUCCAUGUUGAGUCCUGGCACUGGUAGUCAAGAUUCUCAUGAUGCUACACUCGCUGAAAAACUAGUCAACGAGCUUCAGCAAGCUCGUGCUACGGCAGCUGGUCUCGGAGGACCUGGCGGGGGUGGAGGAAUGGCCAACAUCAACGAACGCACCCUCGAGGAAUGCUGGUCCACCUUGCAGCGAUUCUUCUCGCAGAUCUUCAUGCACAAGAGCGCAAUGCAGAGUGCAAUGCAUGCGAGAGAUCUGGGUUCAGGUGGCCUGGGUGGAAGACCGGGUGGAGUACCCGGCGGUCUUGCUGGUCUUGGUGUAGGAGUUGGGGUCGGCGUUGGACCAGGUGGAAUGAUCACCGGGAAUGAAGUAAAACCACAUCAGUGCCAGCAAUGUCUCAAAUCCUUCUCCAGCAAUCAUCAACUUGUUCAACACAUCAGGGUGCAUACUGGAGAAAAGCCUUACAAGUGCAGCUAUUGUGAUAGAAGGUUCAAACAACUGAGUCAUGUACAACAACAUACUAGGCUACAUACUGUUAAAAUAGCCUUUUGGCUUUUUGCAGGUGAAAGACCAUAUAAAUGUCAUCUACCAGAUUGUGGACGAGCAUUUAUUCAAUUAUCGAAUCUUCAACAACAUUUGAGGAAUCAUGAUGCUCAAGUGGAACGAGCGAAAAACCGUCCAUUUCAUUGUAAUAUUUGUGGAAAAGGAUUUGCGACUGAAUCCAGCCUCAGAACCCAUACGUCGAAGGUCAGUCAUGAGUUGCAACAGCGUGUUGUGUUCCAGCAACACGCCGGCCUCAUCGGCGGGCCCAAUGCAACGAGCUGUCCCAUCUGUCACAAGCUCUUCCUAGGCGGUGAAGCACUAAUGGAGCAUAUGAAGAUCACCCACAAGGACCCGAAUGCUUCUGGAGUUGCCAUUCCCCCCGCUGACUGCCCCACCUCCGUUGCCGGGGUUUACCUAGCGAAGCGAAGGACCGCCAACCAUCCAUGUCCAGUCUGCGGGAAGCACUACGUCAAUGAAGGCAGCCUCAGAAAGCAUCUUGCCUGUCAUCCUGAAACUAGUCAACUCAGCACGAACCUCAGGAUGUGGCCGUGUUCCGUUUGUCAAGCGGUUUACACCCACGAAAGCGGUCUUCUGAGUCAUAUGGAACACAUGAGGAUGGAUCCAAAACAUCAAUUUGCAGCGCAGUAUGUUCUAAGUCGAGCUGCUGCUGAAAGACGUGAAAGAGAGCUUCUGGCUGGUUCGAGUUUAGGAGCGGGCUUGGGUGUGUUGACGAGUCAGUCGGGAGGACCGCAGAACUUACAGCAGCCACCAAUGUGCCCCUCGCCGUCAGCUCAUUCGGACAGCAGUAGUGGCAAUGGAAGACUGUCUUCGGCCGGUAGUGAACCUGAUUUUUGUGCAGGCACCGGUUUACUGAAUAAUAACAACAAUAACAACAACAACAAUAUGGCAUCGCCGGGACCAAGCGGCAACAAACUUAGUGAAAUGCUUAGAGCAGGAAGUCAACCUACUGCUCAACAGUAUCACGAUGAAAUGCAGUCGCAACAACAAAGAAUGGCUGUGAUGGCAGCAGCCGUUCAAGCAGGUCUUCAAAAUUCAGUAUCUCCAAAUCUAUCUCCAGUAGAUGUAGCGUCAUUAGCAGCAGCGAUGAGAAUGGGCAAUAAUGGUGACAUGAGUGGAAGUGCUCAAGGAUCGACAGGUCCUCAACAACAAGGUGUUCAAACUGGUAAUUCUGAACAAGCGCUAAGGAUGCAUCAAGCUGAAGCAUUACUACGAUCUCAAGCAGAAGCUGCACUAAGACUCGCGGUAUCACAAGCCGCAGCAGCGGCAGCGAGUUCUGCGGUAGGAGGUGACAUGAGACAUCACUUGGGACAGCACAAUGGAGGUGGUGCGUCCGGGAUGCCUGGCCACCACGCGAAUCAGCAGCUGUCCCAACCUGAGAGUAUAUCACCAGACAUAGGUAAGUCGACGCAGAUGAUGAGGAGCCUCGGCGACGACUUGCAAUCCAACAAGCGCGUUCGACUAACCGCUAGCCUGAUUCCAUCAUCAGGGGAGGCGUUGCGACUGCAGGAACAGCGGUUAGAGCAAGCGCUGAGACUACACACCGAUCCUCGUGCGUUGGGGUUAACCUUCCAGCACGUUGUUAACCAGCAGAACAAUCAACAACCAUGAAAGUUCAGUUACUACUGAGACGAGUGGACCCCUUGGGCUAACGAGACGUCCUUACAAGCAGAGCGCGAUCACAUGCAUCAACAACAGCAACAGCAACAGCUACUCCAUCAUCAGCUGCAACACCAUCAGCGCUCUACACCAAUGAACGAUCAAGGAACAUCGGUGCAUCUUGAGGACAGAGGUAUGAAGAGGAAGGCCGACGACAUGACGGCCGGUGAGAGCACGUAAAAACUUCUUCAUACUUCUAAUUCUCACACCCAAGUGCGGUCAGCAUCACAAUCACUCGCUGUCUCAGCAGUAAGAGUCAUUUUUUAAACAAUUGGACAAUAUCUAAUGUUAUAUAAAUUAGCAAAAACUCAUCGCGAAUUGGCUUGUCUUCCGGCUUAGGAAUUUAGCCUAUAAGUUCGCAAAUUUUCUAUAUUGUCGUUGUACGGUGCAGUGUUUUCCUAUUUUGACAAAAAAAAAAAGAUACCAAUCGAAAGAUAAAUUUUCUUAAAGUACUCACCAAUAGAGAAACACUUGACGCCGGAAAACGUGCCAUAAAUGCUAACUCACACUUGCAAGGUACUAUGGUUUUAGUACAAGAGUCUACACCAAGAUCAAGGGGAUGUAACGGGCGAAUCCUCUGACUCUUGGUGAUGACUGAAAAUAAAAAAUUAAAAACUUAAGAUUUCUUAAAUAUAAAUAUAAAUAAUUAAUAAUGAAAGAAUAAUUUUUAAACUUGUCUUGCAUAAAGACUUUAAUGUAAAUGAUUAGUUACAAGGAUUUUAAAAAAAAUGAAUAACGCAAGAAAAUAUGCAAUUAACGGACAGAUUGCUCUGACAGACGUAUCGACUGAAUUAUAAUCAAUAUACACUUGUUUACACUUUAUAAAUAGUACACAUACACAAUACAUAACACAAUUAUUAUACGCGCGCGGAUUAUACACAUUAAUUAUAAUGUGUAAUACAUUGAUAAUUAAUAACAAAUAAAUGUGUGCUUGGCGUGGCACAAAAACUAUUAGUACGUAAGACGAACAAACAAAAUAUAAUUAUUACAAACAGUUAUAUUAUAUAUAUUAUAUAUACAAUACAAUAUGAGGAAAACGAAAAAAAAACUAAACACAAUGCGCAAUGCAAGUGACAGUUUUUUUUCGUAAAAAAUCAGAGAGAUAAAAAAACUAAAUGCUAAAUAUUAUAAAUAUAUAUUAUAUAUAAAUAUUAUAAAUAAUUGAAUAUAGGGUUUAUGAAAUUUAGGAUUAAAGAUAGGUCAGAGUAUGUAUGUGAGUGUACACGAAUAUCCAUGCGACAAUUUUGAAUGUGUGAUUGCAUAAAUGUAUGAGUGCGAUUGCUUGAAUGCAUUAUUUUUGAAUCAAAUUCAUUAUUUUUGCAUAAAUAUUCGUGUACAUUUUUUAUGAGUGCAAAAAAAUAAAGUAUGAAGGAGAGACUGAAAUUUAGAAUCUUGUGUGCUUGAGGUAAUCUGAGGUCCUGUGAUCGUUAAUAAGCGAAAUAUUUUUUUAUUUCCGAAGUGGGUAAACACGUAACAAUUUUUGCGUCGUUUCGAAUCUUUUAAACUUUGCAAUAUAAAUAUCGUUACGUUCUCGCAAUAUUAAGCAAAAAGAUAAAGUAAAAUAAAAAAAGGGAAGAAUCGAGUGGGAGAAAAAUAAAAAAUAAAGUAUAAUAUGAUGAAGACGAAGUAAUAUUUUAAAUAUUGCCGCGGUGUGAUUAAAUGGCGCGUUACAUUAUUAUUAUAAUGGUGAUUGGUCAUUCGUGCUCUCAAUAUGGGGAACAAAAAUUGAUGAAAUAUUAAUGCAAAAUUGUUUUAUAUACUUUUUUAUUUGACGUUAACUCUUUUUACGACUUAAUGACCGCAGACUUGUUGAAAAAUUAUCAAAAAAAAAAAAGUAAUAAAGAAGUGGCUUUAACGAAAGCGUAACAUUAAAUCUAUGACAAUAUUUAUUAAAAAUAUUUUUUUUCUGAUAUUCUUAUCUUCUUUUUACUUUCUUUUAAUGUAAUUAAUUGAAUCGAUAAAAAAAAUCAAUCGCAGACUGAAGAGUGUGGAAUGAAUGGAAGCUAAUUUCGUUCUGCCGAAAAAAAUACAAAAAAUUCCUUCUUCUACCCGUUCUUAAAUCUUUAAUGUAUUUUAACAAAUAUUAUUAUUUUUUCAUAUUGAUUAUUUUUAUAAAAUAUCAUAUCGCAUCUUGGCCAGAAUUAAAACGUAUCACUUUACUCCUUCCUACGUAGGUACGUAAAAAAAAAUACAUCGAGAGAAAGAGACUUUUUCAAAUGAAUUUUUUGCUGUUUAUGUUCCUCUCAUGUUUUCAAUCGUGUAGCCUUACUAUGGACAAAAAUCGUUGAAAAACGAAAUUUAUACUACAAAAAAAGUAACAUCAUCUUUGUUGAAACAUAUGAGAACACCUAAGGCUUCUCACUAUCCGAAUGAGAUAAGAAAUGCCGAGGAUUCAUCGUCAAAGCUACAGUUUACAUCUAGAUCGUUGGGUCUCUCAAACUUGGCUUAUUAAAUUCAAAUAAAUCAUUUCAUCAAAAAAUUAGCAACAAUUUGAUAAAUUGAAAAUAAUAAAAUUUCGAUAGAAGUUUUAUAAAAAAAUACAAUGAUAAAUUUUCAAACGUUUUGGAAAGAAUGAAUUUUAAAUGCUAAGUUUGAUCGAUUUCUAACAACCUAGAUGAUUCUCCAGUUCUCUUCCCAAGAAUUUUUCGUUACAGAGUGUUUUUCAUCCGAAUUUCCGUUAUUGAUGUAAAUACACCUCAGGAUAAACCGCAGAACGAGCAGUUGAACGAGUAAUGCAUAAAGCAUAAUGCAAAAUAGGGUUAGUUUAUCAGUGUAAAUACCUAAAGCGUUAGAAUGGGUGCAUACCCCCAUUCACGCAACCAACAUAAUACUUUUUCAUGGAAUUCGAGCUUUAUGUUCGUCAAUCGGCGCACAUAUAUGUACCGACAGACAAGUUUUCCUCUUUCUUUUUCGGAAGACACAAACACACACGCACACUAAUUGAAAAAAAAUACAAAUUAAUACGGCAUUGCGAUGAAUUGUACAGAAUAGGAUAGAUUUAAGCCUUCAAAUGAAUUUUACACAUUCACACACCUUAAUACGCACUAAUGUGGCACGACUGGCCUUUUUUUUAUCAGGAUAGGGACCAAUAUUUUUAUUUCAUAAUCAAUUCUUUCUUUUUCUGCAUCAGAUUCUUUUUAUUUUCAAUUAUUGUGAAUUUUUAUUUAAUUUUGAUUUUUUCAUACACGAAUCAUCCAAAACCCUUCCAAUAUUUCCAUCAAGACAAAUAAAAACGAAAAGUUAAUAAAAAAUGAUUGAUUGUGAUAAAUUAAAUUAAUUUUUAGUUUUUUUUCGAGCUUUGGAAUGAGAGUUUGAAUAGUGAAAAUGAUUAGUCAUGUUCUAUGAGGAAGGGAAAUAGAAAAUAAUUAAUUUUUUAGCACUCUGAAUUGAUUAAAAUUACGUUUUAUCGGUCCCAGAGAGCAGUUAGAAAUAUCAAAAAUUUUAAAACGUGUUAACAAACAAAACAUCAACCACAAAUACCUAAAAGAUUUAAAACAACAUCAAAACAAUAAACAAUUAAAAAACACCUGCACGCCGUAAAUCCUUCAUGACCACACAAAGCCAUGGAACGAUUGACAGUUGACAGAAGUUAGCCCGGUGCAUCCUGCCGUGCGCCGAGGGUCGAUUUUCUGAGGUUUCGUAGUAAAUCUUAAGAUUUCUUUGAUAUUUCAAAUAAAAUCAUCUUUAUAAGAUUAAUAAAAAAAAAUAUGUAAUCAUACAAAAAUCAAUAAAAUGAACCCCAGAAAAAAAUAUCCCAAGGCGCCGACGCGUGCCCCGCGAAAAUGUAAAAUAUUUCAAUUUAAUUAAAAGUAAAAAAAAAAAAAUGAGAAUAUAAAAAUUAUUAAUUCAAAAAAAUCCCACAGGUACAAUAGCUUGUAGUGUAUGUUCUGUAAUCGAAGAAAGAUAAAAAAAAAUGACGUGACGGUUACGCCACGUUAAAAAAAAAACAAAAAAAAAUAAUUUACAAAUAUAUUGAUUUACAUAUGCCCGUAACUCAUAAGGGGGUUGAUAGCGCGGCCUCUUCAAGAUUCACAGACUGAUAAGAGAGACAGAAAGAAUGUAAUGAAGGUUUAUUUAAAUACAAUCCAAUAUGUAAGUCUCUUGAAAAAUAAAAACCACAAAAAGUUUAGAACCCCUGAUUUCAGGUGGUAACGCGUGAACGCAGAGAAUUGAUACAAAAAUAUUGAUGAAUUAUUUUCUGCGUUAAAUAUGAUCAAGUCUCGUUGAAAUCUGUAUGAAGUCUAAAAGGUUGUUGAGUUAACCCCGCCAAUCAUAAUCUUAAUCUCUUCAUGUAAAUUGCUAAAUGUUUAUAACUAAAAAAAUGCCAUAGCCCGGAUGCGCUGGUGUAUACUCCCAGUGCAUACACAUUCACAAAUACGACUCGAUCUUGAUUAAAAUGCAAAUCCGCAAUUGUUGAUGCGGUAAAUUGGUCCAACAAAACUAAGACAACAAAUAUAGAUAAAUAAUUGAAAUAUCUAAAAUAUAUUCACAAUGAUACAGACAUCUUAAGUGACAAUUCAUAAUUGAUACAGAAAGACACAGUUAAAAGUAGUUUCCAUUCGUGUUUGUUGCCCACUUCAUGAAUGGACUCUAUUAUGCCCUGGUUCUCGGAGCGUGCCCUCCCGUGCGCGUUCGGAAACACACUUCUCAUACACGGGGACACACAUUUUUCGUAUUUAUUUCUUAUUGAAAUAAAUCACUAAAGUUGUGUGAGCCUCACAAAUAUUACACACACAUCAUUUUACACUUGGAAAAAAAUAAUUACAAUUACACUUAUUACUCAAAUGUACACAAAUACACACUACGGAUAUGUAAAGCCAAUUGAUUUUGUAAAUUGCCGAAAUACCUUUCGAUAAAUUACGGAAACACGAGGGAAAAUUAUUCAAAAUUACACACAUUUUAACAAAGAAAAAAAAACGUAAAAUUCGGAAACAUUCUCGUCUUUAUUUUCCAAUUUAUAUUUGAACAAUAUUUCAUUUCCAAAAUGUUAUUAUAAUAAUAACGUUACGAUUGUAUCAAUUUUAAGUCAAGUGUCUGCGAAAGUUUAUUUAGA